Molecule: messenger RNA, 1836 nt
Organism: Nematostella vectensis (starlet sea anemone)
Lineage: Eukaryota; Metazoa; Cnidaria; Anthozoa; Actiniaria; Edwardsiidae
Product: probable allantoinase 1
Exons: 11
Coding region: 53-1417 (454 amino acids)
Biological process (GO): purine nucleobase catabolic process; allantoin catabolic process
Cellular component (GO): cytoplasm
Molecular function (GO): allantoinase activity; cobalt ion binding; zinc ion binding
Source: RefSeq, a predicted model, not a curated record
UGUGUCUACUGUGCAGCCAAGCCUGUCUGUUUAAGAGCUAAAUUUUUUUGCGAUGGAUUUGAUUUUGACGGGUCGUAAAAUAGUGCUCUCAGAUCGAAUAAUAUCAGGCUAUAUCAAGGUGAAAGACGGCAAGAUCUGCCAGAUUGAAGAGACAAUUCCUGAUGUAGCGCAAAUCAGAGAUGAGAACAGUUGCAAGAUCAUUGAUGCAGAGGAGCUGGUGAUAAUGCCGGGAGUUGUCGACAGUCAUGUACACAUAAAUCAGCCAGGGCGCACACAGUGGGAGGGGUUUGAGACCGCCACUCAAGCGGCAGCUUCAGGUGGUAUCACCACUCUAGUCGAUAUGCCAUUGAACUCUAUUCCUCCUACAACAACAGUGCAAGGUCUAAAAGCAAAAAUGCAGAGUGCGCAAGGAAAGUGUUGGGUGGAUUUAGCAUUCUGGGGUGGUGUGAUCCCUGGUAAUCAGGAUGAGCUCCAGGAUAUGAUACGGAUGGGAGUGAGAGGAUUCAAGUGUUUUCUUAUUCACAGCGGAGUCGAGGAGUUUCCUCAUGUCUCUGAGGCUGGAGUCUGUACUGCUCUCGAGAAAAUGCGAGGGUUUGGGUCCGUUUUACUGUUCCAUGCUGAGGUUGAUGAGGGCAUACCUGUCUCUAAAGAUGAUAAACAAAAGUAUGACACUUUUUUAAAGACGAGACCUGAAAGCAUGGAAAACAAAGCAAUUGAGAUGGUCAUCCAUUUGUGUGACCAUUACAGGGUGCCAUGUCACAUAGUACAUCUAUCCUCUGGUAGUGCUCUAGACUCUAUUCGAUCAGCAAGAUCGUCAGGUAUUCCUCUCACAGUAGAGACAACACAUCAUUACCUGUCGUUGACUGCUGAAGAAGUUCCUGAUGGUGCUACGCAGUACAAGUGCUGUCCACCAAUCAGAGAUAGGAGCAACCAGGAAGUCUUGUGGAAUGCUGUAAAAUUCCGUGAUAUUGACUUGGUUGUGUCUGACCACUCUCCAUGUACUCCCGACCUGAAACUCCUUGACCAAGGGGACUUUAUUGGUGCUUGGGGUGGCAUUUCUUCUCUCCAAUAUGGUCUAUCGCUAUUUUGGAGUGGCGCACGUUGCCGUGGCCUGGGUUUACACGAUGUGGUGAGAGUGUUGUGCGAGCAGCCGUCCAAACUGUGCAGCCUGCAGCAUCGCAAGGGCAUGAUUUCCGUGGGCAAGGAUGCAGAUUUUGUCAUCUGGGACCCAAAUGAAGAAUUUAUGGUUAAAUCAAGUGACAUCCGUCAUCGAAACAAGGUUACGCCAUACGCCGGUAAAAAAUUGUUUGGACGAGUCCACCAGACAAUAUUACGUGGACAAGUGGUAUUCAGCGGGAACACAGUGCACGAGGAGCCGCUUGGGGAUUUCCUACUAGAUGGAACACAACCUCGCUAAUUUCUAGUAGAAAGCCUCAGUUAUACUAUAUAUCUUUUCCCGUAUGUCAUCAUAGGAAUUAUGGGGUCAGUACGCAGCUCUUACAAGCUGCAAUUUGAUUAGGCAAAUGAACAAUAUCCGCACCUUGACACAAAGAACGAGAAGAAUAGAGACAAAAGAACUCCUUUGUAGAACAAAGAUAAUAGGAGACAAAGCAGCUGCGUACUUACUCGAAUUAUGUCAGUUGUCGCAGAGGUCUGGUGACGUCCAAUCAUGAACCGUAUUGAACGUCAAUGCCAAUUAGACUAAUUCUUGAAAGCGGAAAGAAGACCAAACUACACGCUAGGAUUCAAAGGGGGGGGGGGGGGGUAGCUAAAAAAAGGAAGACGUGAAUAAGUAUUUGUGCAUUUUUAAUCAAAUAAACCAGUUUUAUAACAGCA